CCGUAGGAUCUGUCCCAGUCCAGAAUCCCAGAAAGAGUUACCAUCUGGAUAAGUUGAUUCGUAUCCACCCCACUACGAAUGACCAUGUCCGAGCUCUGGAAAGACUACAAGACAACCCGACUCUCAAGAUCGACUUCUGGAAGAGACCGCAUUUAAACACUGAUGUAGAAAUUCACGUGCCAAUAAAAAUGUACAAUUACCUCAUAAAGCGACUGUCACGUGUUGGCCUACAACCAAUCAUUUUAGUCCAUGAUUUACAAAGUGUAAUUGACCAGGAACAAUCCUCCAUGCAGAGUCCUGAUUACGUCAUCGACUCAACAGGCGCCAUUAUCACUCCCUUGAAUAAUCCCAAAAACCAAGAUAUCGUGGGAAAAUUCGCAAGACAUUCCGAGAUCGACAGUUGGCUUACGAGCGUGGCGUUACAAUACCCCACACUCGCUAAAGUGGAGUCCUUGGGAACGUCGUACGAAGGUCGAGACAUGAAAAUUAUAAAGCUUGGUAAAAACAAUGAAGCGCGGACUAAGCCGGUGAUUUGGAUCGAGGCCGGAAUUCAUGGCAGGGAAUGGAUCGCACCUGCAACUGCCAUCUACACAAUAAACAAGUUUUUGACAGAAUAUGGGUCGGAUUCUGAGGUGACACGGUUGAUGGAUGAGUUUGAUUGGCACAUCAUUCCCUCGGCCAACCCAGAUGGAUAUGAGUACAGCCACAAUACGGAUCGACUUUGGAGGAAAACUCGGAGUCGCCAGUCAGGUCGAUGUGUUGGAGUGGACCCAAACAGAAACUUUGACAUCUCCUUUGGAGGUGCAGGUACAAGCACCAAUCCCUGUAGCGACAUUUAUCCCGGAAGCAGAGCCUUCUCCGAGUCAGAAACUAGCAACAUCCGUGACGCUAUAUUGUCAGAGAGAGCCCGGAUCAAGCUGUUUCUAUCGUUCCAUGCUUACUCCCAGCUCUUACUGACACCGUACGGCUACACCUACAGCAAGCCGUCAGAUAAUUCAGAGAUGAUGCGGGUAGCGGAAGCUGGCAUGGCGUCAUUGAAGACAAUCCACGGAGAGGUGUACACCGCCGGAACUCCACCUGAUCUCCUGUAUGCCGCCUCUGGUGGAUCCUAUGAUUGGGCGAAGUCGGUGGCGGGAAUCAAAUACGCGUACACUUACGAAAUGAGACCGGCGGAGGCUAGUUUUGGACAAUCCGGAUUUAUCCUGGCCGAGUCAGAAAUUAUACCAAACGCUGAGGAAGUCUGGGCAUCAUUGGUUACCAUAGCGACGGAGAUACAGUACUAAAAAGGGCGUUCUUAGAGGAGCCGAUAUUUAGGUUUUAUGAAUACGGAUUCUGACAAUGAACUACAUCGCUACAUAUAAA
Messenger RNA from Saccostrea echinata, 1362 nucleotides. Its product is annotated as carboxypeptidase B-like. The record is from RefSeq and is a predicted model, not a curated record. Gene Ontology annotation, molecular function: zinc ion binding; metallocarboxypeptidase activity. NCBI's taxonomy places the organism in Eukaryota, Metazoa, Mollusca, Bivalvia, Ostreida, Ostreidae. Bases 189 to 1283 code for a protein of 364 amino acids. Gene Ontology annotation, biological process: proteolysis. The transcript has 11 exons.